Exophiala mesophila is the source of this 2001-nucleotide messenger RNA. RefSeq lists its product as uncharacterized. The coding region runs from base 146 to 1876 and encodes 576 amino acids. The record is from RefSeq and is a predicted model, not a curated record. NCBI's taxonomy places the organism in Eukaryota, Fungi, Ascomycota, Eurotiomycetes, Chaetothyriales, Herpotrichiellaceae. Gene Ontology annotation, biological process: mRNA splicing, via spliceosome. Gene Ontology annotation, cellular component: U2 snRNP; precatalytic spliceosome; U2-type spliceosomal complex. The transcript has 2 exons.
UGCCCAUGUCCAGCAACACCAGCACUUCAACCCAUAUCUCUGCCCUUGCACCCACUUUCUGAAACCCUUCAUGACCUAUCAGUUCGACUGCUGACCAAAACUCAUCGCCUGAGGCCUCAAUCUAACAACUCAACACCCUUCCGCCAUGGCCGCCGCUGCGAAGCCAACCAAGAACCAGCUCAAGCGCGCAAAGAAGAAGGCACAGAAAGCCCAGAAAUCAGAAGAACCUUCACAACCUGCAGCCGCUGAGGCAGAUGCGCCCGAACAAAAACCAACAACAACAAAUGGCGACAAACCUAAGCGCGAAAUCAUCAAAUCCGAAGACAACGAAGAUGCUGAUCCUUUUGCCGACCCCCUCAUCGUCGACGAUGAUAACCCACUCUUCGACAUGUACAAGGAUAUCAUGGGCAAGUUUGAGGAAGCAGACAAGGAAGAUCCAGCAUUGAAAGAAGCGGACAAACCAGAGGUGUAUUUCGACGAUGACGAUAUUCCCGACGAAGAGGAGAACGAGGCCGCCGCGAACAAGAUCUCCAAGAAGAAGCGGAAAGAAAUGAACAAGUUAUCGGUGGCAGAAUUAAAGGCGCUCGUCAAAAAGCCCGAGUUGGUGGAAUGGACAGACACAUCAGCACCAGAUCCCCGGUUAUUGGUGCAUCUAAGAUCAUAUCGCAACGUGGUCCCGGUGCCUACACACUGGUCGCUGAAGAGAGAAUAUCUAUCUUCCAAAAGAGGUGUGGAGAAGCCGCCAUUUUCUCUGCCCAAGUUUAUCCAAGAGACGGGUAUUGCAGAGAUGCGGGAUGCCGUACUGGAGAAACAGGAUCAACAAUCUUUGAAACAAAAACAGAGAGAAAGAGUGCAAGGAAAAUUGGGAAAGCUCGACAUCGAUUAUCAAAAACUCUACGAGGCCUUUUUCCGAUUUCAGACUAAGCCCGAACUGACGAGAUAUGGCGAAGUCUACUAUGAAGGCAAGGAAUUUGAAACCAAUCUUCGACAUUUACGACCCGGUGAGCUGUCGGAUGAAUUAAAGGAAGCACUUAAUAUGCCCCCAGGGGCACCACCACCUUGGUUGAUCAACCAGCAGCGUUACGGACCUCCCCCAUCAUAUCCCUCGUUAAAGGUCCCUGGUGUCAAUGCGCCACCACCGCCUGGGGCAAGCUGGGGUUUCGCGCCCGGACAAUGGGGCAAGCCGCCAGUCGACGAAGCCACCAACCGACCUUUGUACGGCGGUGACAUCUUUGGUGUCCUUCAGCAACAACAGAAUACGCAACUGGGUGAGCCGAUAGAAAAAGAAUUGUGGGGAGAACUACAGCCACAGGAAGAGUCAGAAGAAGAAGACGAAGAUGAGGAAGAUGAAGACGAAGACGCCGACUCAGACGAUGGUGGUGCGGGCAUUGAGACAUCGGCCGGCCUAGAAACGCCCAGCGGCCUCAACUCAUCAGUACCCACAGAGAUUGGAGGCACCGAGACUGUGUCAGAGUUCGACCUACGCAAACGCCGUGGCACCGAAACCGAAGAAUCAUCACAUCCUCGCUCAGCAUACCAGGUGAUCCCUGAACGACAAACUCGAGUAGAGGGCUUCUUUGGCGGCGACCGCGCCUACGAUCUCAAGGGCACCCAGCAAAACCAGAACCUACCUGUUCUAGGACAAGAAGAUACACGAAAGCGGAAGAAGCCUGGCGAUGUUGAUAUCUCAAUGGACCCCGAUGCGUUGGCUGCAGCAGGCAGCAUGAGUAAAGAGGAUCUUCAAAGGGCGUACGAUACUCAGAGGAAAGCAGAACAGAACCCAGGCUGGGAUUUCCAGGAAGAUUUGUCAGAGAUGAUAGCUUCAGAAAGUCGGAAGAGGCAGAAACGAGAUGAGGAGAGACGAGCUAAGCGAUGAGAUGUGGAUGUUAUUGAUGGGUAUAGGUCUUGGGUUCUUGAGCAGACGCUCUUACCAUGUAACUGUAUUAUCAGAAAAGGCAAUUUUGACUUGCUAAAGGCGAGGCACUCUAAUGAUAUCCUGAA